AAAUCGCUCUUACUGUUACCAACAAAACAAUUGUAAUUUUAAUUACAAUUUUUAAGCGCUUCUACAUUCCUUUUUAAUCAAUAAAGUCACAGUAUACAGCUGUGAUUAUUGAUUAUGAGAUCAACUUUAGGAAAAGAUUAUAAUCAUACGUGCAAAGCUCGGAAAGUGAAAGUGGCAUUAGCAUAUGUCGUGUCUGUCUCGCAAGAUUUGACGAACAACGAUAUUAUACAGACCGAGAAUCAAUGCACGGUGAGGUGGAAGUGGUCGCGUUUACGUUGAAUGUAUGAAGAUGUGAUCCGGCGAGAAGCGUCGAUACAGGGAUGCUGGAUGGGACGGACCUGACACCAGCUCCACCCAUAAGCCUGCGCUCCGCCCUCGUGAAAUUCAUUUGCCCAGGGGGUUAGCCCGGACUCGCGACUAGUUAGAUCGACUCUUUCGACGUCGAUGUUACUCUCCGUCACGAUGUGAACCGGAUCGUUCUCGAAAUUACUUCUUCCUUACGCCAAUCUGCCGUUUAAUCUCGCGGUACUGUCGGGCCUUUCUCUCGCGUGCAACAUGCCGAUGUUAACGUAUAGCGGCUGCGGUGCUGGAAUCGUGGAGGCCGAAAACGGUUCACCGGCGGGGUCGUUAUUGUCCGGCGAGGGGGAGCUCGCGGAAGAAGCCGGCGACUCGCCCGGGACGUCGCGGGACACCGAAGAGGAGGCGACGCUCUCCGACGAGUUUUAUUCCCACGACACAGACGAGGAGGAAGAACAAAGCAAAAGGCGACGGGACCGUUCCGGCUCCCUAGACGGCAUCUCGUCCUCUGGCAGUGGUCAUUUGGGCUCGCCCACGCCUCGUGUAGGUAACUUAGGAGUUAGAAAAUUAUUCACUAACAGCCGCGAACGAUGGAGACAGCAGAACGUGAGCGGCGCCUUCGCUGAACUCCGUAAAUUAGUGCCGACUCAUCCACCCGACAAGAAGUUAUCAAAAAAUGAGAUUUUAAGAAUGUCGAUAAGGUACAUAAGGUUGCUAAGCAAUGUUCUGGAGUGGCAAAAGAGUCAAGACCGCAACGGGGUGCAACAGCACGACGUGCGCAUCAAAUGCGAGUUGCAUUCUAAUCAAAACUCCGCCACGUAUCACACCGCGAACACGGCCGUAACGUUCCUGAAGCAGGAGAAGCUGAGCAACGAAAAUUCUCACGUCUUUCGUGUUAAUUAUGCCGCGCAGAGGCACAGUUCGCACGCGUGUGACAAGAACAGCAGCAAUUUGCUCAUGAUCGCCCCGAGCGGACUCAACGCAGCUAUUUCCGCUGGAAAACGCUGUGUCACACCCUCCAUCGUCGUUACUCAAGGCAACUUCCACAGCAACAGCAAUGGAAACGUUAUACGUUCUCCAUCGAGCGGACGGUCCUCAAGCUUCCCGAAAUCACCCCAAGUACCAUCGAACACUGGUAUAGUACCUAAUGGUACUUCUUCAUCCCUGGCGGGCAAUACUCCAGUUGCGAACGGAAUAGGAUCGAGCGGCUCGAGUUGUGCCCAAAAGAGAUUUAAGAUCGAGCGAGAAGAAGAUGACCAGGCAUGUACGAGGGAGUGCAGGGCUCCGCCACCGCCUGUUCAUAAUGUCCCGGUCAGGAAAAGGGUGAAAAUCGCCUUUAUGAAGGAUCCCAGCUCAGGAUUUCGCGGCGAUUUGUGUGGUGCAGAUCGCAAGUGAAUUAUUGACGAGAGCUCGCGAAGGGAUAGACUCUUGCGAUCGUCUCUAAAAACAAUAUUUUAUUAAACGUUGCUCCAUUCGAAUUUAGAUUGAUUCUUCUAGAUUCAACUUUUGAAACAUUUCUUUGGCAAUUCAACAUUCACCUUCGGUCAAUAUCAUCGUUGUGUGAUCAGAUUUUGCAUCAACGUUUACUUUACCAUCCUUGACGGAAAUCGGAAACGAGAGUGUCCUUGGCAAACUUUUUGUAGACAGAGUACCAAUGCCAUUUUUGCCACUAAGUAAGUUAUAAGAAACUAUGCGUCCAUCAUAGUCUGCCACAGGAUACGUACAAUAAAGAA
Messenger RNA from Vollenhovia emeryi, 2030 nucleotides. RefSeq lists its product as uncharacterized. The record is from RefSeq and is a predicted model, not a curated record. Gene Ontology annotation, molecular function: RNA polymerase II cis-regulatory region sequence-specific DNA binding; protein dimerization activity; DNA-binding transcription factor activity, RNA polymerase II-specific. Bases 556 to 1692 code for a protein of 378 amino acids. Gene Ontology annotation, biological process: regulation of transcription by RNA polymerase II. Lineage: Eukaryota; Metazoa; Arthropoda; Insecta; Hymenoptera; Formicidae. The transcript has 5 exons.